ACAAUCUUUAUACUGGAGAAAAUAUGUAUUUUAAGAAUUACAUAUUUUUUCUUUUUGUUUUAUGGGCUCCUGGUACAAGGCAGCCCCCCUGAAACCCUUAUUACAAAAUCUUUCUUGUAAAUUAAACAAGGAAGGGAUGUGACUGUGAAUUGGAAAAUGCAUCUUACAUAUUUUAGAGAAUUAACAGAGUCAGCACAUGUAGCUACAGCUGCCUUUCUUUGUCUGCAGCAUUCACAGCAUCCCUCCCCCUUUGCUUCCUUUCUUGCUGGGCGUUUACUUGCUUUCAGCACCAUGGACAGUGACCUGCCUAAUGGAGCUGCGUUGCCAUGGCGACGUGCUGUCUGUUCGCUGGAGCCCGCGGUGUGCUCUGAAGCAGCCUGUAAUUUAAAAUUCUGACGAGCCCCCCUCCUCCUCUUCACAGAGCAGCAGCCGCAGCUCGCCCACAUCAGAUUAGCAUUCUCUGCUAAAUAUUACCGCUACAUUUGCCUUAUAAGGGCUGAUGACAAAGGAAAUUGCAGUCUGCUAAAAUUGCUGCAGCGUGAGAGGAACGAUGCAGGAAGACAUGGUGAUGCACAAUGCGGCAGAGCUCGUGCACGCGCACGUAUAUGUUUGACCUCAAUCCAAAAUCAAUACAUAGCAGGUGGGAGGGGUGCGCAGAUUUGAGGUGUUUAUUAUGUAGGUCACUUUGUUUUCUUGUAGUAUAAUCAUCUUUUUUUCUUUUCUACCAUUAUUUAUUUUAUAUGUUGCAGUACAGUAAGGCUGCUGCAUGAGACACGAGGCAGAAAUGCACAUGAGCAAUGUAGAGCAGACAUGAGCUCAUCAUAGCUGCACAUGCAGGUUUAAUCCAUGGGAUGUCACUGCUCACCUCUAGAUUAGGAGACACAUGAUGGGAGUGUGCUGGAUAGAUCACACAGAGUUUAAGGAGAAGGAAUGUGAAUGUCAACAACUUUAUCUACAUAAGGCCAAAAACACUGACACAAAAAAAUUUAAAAAACGCUGUAUUUUAGGGGUUCGAAUAUUUUUCCUAAAAAUAUUCAAUACGUUUCCUAUAUGCACUGUGUACUAUGUAACUUAGUAUUAUUUGAAGCUGAACAUGCAAACAAGGGAAAUUUUUGUACAGGCAAGCAUAUAAAUAUAUGGAGAACAAAAAUCCCAGUAAUGACUGGUUACUUGAAUUUCAAUUGCACUUGUUUUCCAAGAAAACAAGGAAACGUGACAUAAAAACAAUGAAACUGGCAUUUACAUCCUUUAUAACCUUAAAGGUCAAGUGUUUUGGCAACAAUUACAUUGUUAAAUUAUGUGGCUUAUGUCUAGUUUGUUAAAUUGUUUUCUGAAGAAUGUGUGGAAUUAAAACAGGUUAAUGAGACAAAUAAUGUUGUGGGAGACACUGUAAUACAAUGGGACACAAAAGACAAAAAACAUGAUUUGACAUUACUUGGUGUUACUGUAGGCUAAACUCGAAGAAACCGUUUUAUGGUCACUGCAGCAUCGUUUCAGUGACAAUAGGUGGUGCUGUUACAUUAUAUAUUAUCAUAGUGGUUGUGUGUGAGAUGUUUUUUUUUUUUUUUUUUUUUUACAUGUGCAUUCAGUGGCAACCCAAAGAGACGCGUGGAGGAGCGGACCUAAACAGCCCUUAUUCUGCUGCCAGAAUGAUGUUCCUGCAGACUUUUGAUUUUUUAUGCUUAAGAGGAAACUGAAAAUCAUUGCGAAUUUGUUGACGGAUUUAUGGUCGUUGAGUAAAAGACUUCUGUCAAACAAUGGCGAUAACGGACAUCAAAGGACAAUGGCUGCAUGUGUGGAUUUCUUUUUGUCUGGCGCUGCUGAUUGUUACUCAUCUGAAGGGGAUCUCUGCUCAAAUACGAUAUUCAAUUCUGGAAGAAUUGAAAUUAGGCACUGCAGUUGGAAAUGUAGCCAAAGACCUUGGAUUAGAUCUUGGGAGACUGGCGGAUAGGAAUCUCCGUGUCGUGUCAGGAACAAAGCAGGAUCUGUUUAAGGUAAAUCAGACAGAUGGAGUUUUGUUAGUGUACCAGAGAGUAGACAGAGAGGAACUGUGUGGAAACACUGUUCCGUGCAUCACAAAUCUGAAAGCAGUUGUAGAAAACCCUCUGGAAAUGCACCAAGUAAUAGUUGAAAUACGCGACAUAAACGACAAUUCGCCGAAAUUUCCUGAUGAAAACUACACAUUAGAGGUGCUGGAGUCUGCCAUAAUUGGAUCUCGAUUUCAAAUGGAAGGGGCACACGACUUAGAUGUUGGUUUGAAUUCCCUACAAUCGUAUAAACUAAACCAUAACCAAUAUUUUCGCCUGGAAACUGAGGAAUUUGGGGAAGAUGGGAAGGUUCCAUUCCUUAUAUUACAGCGAUCAUUGGAUAGAGAACACACUGCUCAACACUGGUUACUGUUAACAGCUGCAGACGGAGGUAAACCAUCAAAAUCUAGUUCUAUUAAUAUCACUGUUGUUGUAUCUGAUAUAAAUGACAACUCACCAGUAUGUGAUAGACAGAAAUACACUAUUACGGUAAAGGAAAACGCACCUGCGGGGACGUUUCUCCUGACAGUGGAUGCAUCUGACUUGGAUGAAGGGAUGAACGGUGAGGUCGAAUAUUCAAUACGGAGCAAACUAAGAGGACUCUCAACUGAGCCUUUCGAUUUAAAUAGCAGAACUGGCAAACUAACUGUGAAAGGAGGCCUUGAUUUCGAGGAAAAGCAAUUGUACGAGAUUAAGGUACUGGCUGCGGACAAAGGUGCCGUGUCUCUCUCCACACACUGCAACGUGGUUGUUAAAGUUGAAGACGUGAACGAUAACCCACCUGAAAUAGACAUCACAUCCCUCUCGAGUCGCAUUCCAGAGGAUGCACCUCCUGGAACGGUGGUGGCGCUGGUGGGUGUGACGGAUCUUGACUCAGGUGUGAACGGACAGGUGGUCUGCAGUGUGCCGGGUCACUUGCCUUUUGACUUAAAGCCAUCCCCAGACGGACAGUCAUACUCUUUGGUCACCAAGGAAAACCUAGACAAGGAAACAGUACAUAUGUAUAAUAUUACAAUAACGGCAAAGGAUUUAGGGACUCCCUCUCUGUCAUCUACGAAGGUGAUACAAGUAGAUGUGCUAGAUGUUAAUGAUAAUAGUCCUUUAUUCACUGAAAGCCCAUACAAUUUUUACGUGCUUGAAAACAACAAGCCCGGAGUGUCAUUUUUUUCAGUGAGCGCGGCUGAUGCUGAUGGGGAUGAAAAUGCUGCAGUUAUAUACACACUCGAUCGUAAGAGUCCGGGACCCACUGUGACCUCCUUUUUGAAUAUAAAUGAAGCCAGUGGCGCAAUUUCAGCGCUAAAAAGUUUCGACUUUGAAACUCUGAAAACGUUCAAGUUCCAAGUUGUCGCCACAGAUUCUGGAACUCCGUCACUAAGCAGCAACGUCACUGUGAACGUGUUCAUUCUGGAUCAGAACGACAACGCUCCAGUCAUCCUGUAUCCAGUCAGCUCUAACGGUUCUGCUGAAGGUGUGGAGGAGAUUCCCCGCAAUGUGAACGCAGGACACUUGGUGACUAAAGUCAGAGCCUAUGACGCUGAUAUAGGAUAUAACGGCUGGUUACUCUUUUCACUGCAGCAAGUUACUGACCACAGUCUCUUUGGUUUGGACCGCUAUACAGGACAGAUCAGAACACUUCGCUCAUUCACAGAGACAGACGAGGCUGAGCAUAAACUGGUCAUACUGGUCAAAGAUAAUGGGAACGUUUCACUCUCAGCAACAGCUACUGUGAUUGUCAAACUUGUGGAGCCCAAAGAAGCUUUUGCAGCAUCUGAUGUUACCAGCGCGGCAAACGAUCAAGGAGAAAAUAAUAUUGUAUUUUACUUGAUUAUAACUUUGGGCUCAGUGUCUAUACUUUUUCUUGUCAGUAUCAUCGUUCUGAUUGCAAUGCAGUGCUCAAAAUCUACAGACUAUUCCUCCAAGUAUUUACAAGACGCUAAUUAUGACGGAACACUGUGUCACAGCAUCCAGUACAGAUCUGGAGACAAACGCUACAUGUUAGUUGGACCCAGAAUGAGUAUAGGAUCUACUAUUGUUCCGGGCAGCCAUGCAAAUACACUUGUGGUCCCUGACAGGAGGAGAGCAUCUGAAGAGGCCCUGCCCAUCAUCUCUGGAUCUUCUCUGAUGUGGGCGGUAUGGCUGACGGAGUACACAUCGAAGGCUGUGUAUCAAAUAAUAUAA
Thunnus maccoyii (southern bluefin tuna) is the source of this 4205-nucleotide messenger RNA. Its product is annotated as protocadherin alpha-3-like. Gene Ontology annotation, cellular component: plasma membrane. Lineage: Eukaryota; Metazoa; Chordata; Actinopteri; Scombriformes; Scombridae. Gene Ontology annotation, biological process: homophilic cell-cell adhesion. Bases 1758 to 4205 code for a protein of 815 amino acids. The transcript has 2 exons. The record is from RefSeq and is a predicted model, not a curated record. Gene Ontology annotation, molecular function: calcium ion binding.